Molecule: messenger RNA, 892 nt
Organism: Poecilia reticulata (guppy)
Lineage: Eukaryota; Metazoa; Chordata; Actinopteri; Cyprinodontiformes; Poeciliidae
Source: RefSeq, a predicted model, not a curated record
UGUUACUGCUUAGUUGUUGAAAAUUGUAGUUGUUUCAGGAUUAUUUGUGUAGGUGUUCGUGUGGAGAGUGAUAGUAUGGACUCGGAAUACAUAAAGAAACAUCUGGGAGAGUGCCUGGCGGAGGGGCUAGCUGAAGUAGCCGAGCUGAGACCGGUUCACCCCAUCCAGUAUCUUGCUCACUGGCUCUACAAAUACACGUCUAAUAUUCAAUUUGAGAAAGAGAAAAAAGAGCAGUUUGCUCUGUUGGAGGAAAAGAUUGCUGAGUAUAACAAGCAGAAAGCGCAGAGAGAGGAGGAGGAGAGAGCUGCUAAAGUCCUGGAAGAACUUCUAAGAGAGGCUGAGAAACCCAAGGAGCCUGAAGAACCCAUUGAAACCACUGCUGAAGAUGAGAAGCCUGCUGAAGAUAAGAAACUGGCUGAUGAAGCAGAGAAAAAAUCUGAGGAUUCUGUGGUGGGGGAUCUGCAGAGCGAAGACGUCAGCUCUCUUCAAGACCAGGAGAAGGAUGAAGAUGAUAACAAAUCUGAAGAAUUGACCCAACUAGAGGGAGACUCACCUCCACAGAGUGAAGAAUUUGAACGAGAGGAGACAUAUCCCGAUCAAGAAAACUUUGAAUUCAACGAGGAGAUACAAGAGGAGACAGAGGGACAGCUCGGGGAUGAGGCAUCUGAUGACUUGGCUCAAGCUGAACCCUCACCUUAAUGAUCACCGUGACUCAGCCGAGGCAGCCUGAUGAAUCUCUCAAAUGUUGAAAACAGAGGUCAUAUUUCUAGAGGCUGGCUCUUAAACUGUUUAAAUCCUUACAAACUAGUGAUUUACACACAAAAAACAAAAAAGAACAACAAAAAAAACACGUUACUCAACAAUAAAUGUUACCUGGAGUGAUUCUAUUCAA